CAUUAAUGAUGUGAUGGAUGACAAGGUAGAAUCGCCGGUGUCUUACACCGUUGCGGUGAUUGUGGUAGUUCUGUCUACACUGCUGAUUAUAUACUUUUUUUCUGGGAGGCUACCCACAAUUUUGGAAUCUGAAAGUGAACCUAUACAAGCUGUUAAUGAAGCUUCUUCUAAUGAAGUCGAGUCAGAUUCCAGGUCAUUAACUGUGAAGCAGCGUAAGAAGCAGGAAUUAAAGGAGGCGAAGCGACAACAGCGCGCCUUAAUUGAUGAAGAGCGUAAGGAAAAGGAAAAAUUAAAGCAGCAGCGUGAUGAUUUGCGUGAAAAACGCCGAGAGGAGAAGGAGCGUCAACGCCAGGAGGAGGAAGAGAAGCGCGCAGCCAAGGCACAGGAGGCCUAUGAAGCUAUAGCAUCUGAAUUUGUUGUUGAGCAGGAAGGUACUAUUCAGGAUCAUGAGGUUUUUGAUGUGGAGGACUUCAUAAAUUUUGUUAUUGAAAAGAAGAUGACAACUAUAGUUGAGUUGGCUGCUAAAUUCGAUUUAGAUCACAAGGUUGUGGCCAGCCGUUUGAACGAUUUGGAGCUCCAGGGUCGUUUAUUUGGUUUACUUGACGAGCGCGGUCGUUAUUUGUACAUAUCGGAUUCUGAGUUGGACGCUUUAGACCAUUACAUCAACAAGGAAGGUCGCAUUGACAAGUAUACGGGUUUAACCUCGUUUUGCAAUGCCACAAUUUCAAUGGCGCCUAGUAAAUAGUUUGC
Molecule: messenger RNA, 750 nt
Organism: Babesia bovis T2Bo
Lineage: Eukaryota; Apicomplexa; Aconoidasida; Piroplasmida; Babesiidae
Product: DDRGK domain family protein
Exons: 3
Coding region: 14-745 (243 amino acids)
Source: RefSeq, a predicted model, not a curated record